Molecule: messenger RNA, 6507 nt
Organism: Pogoniulus pusillus (Red-fronted tinkerbird)
Lineage: Eukaryota; Metazoa; Chordata; Aves; Piciformes; Lybiidae
Gene: CNTNAP2
Product: contactin associated protein 2
Exons: 24
Coding region: 813-4799 (1328 amino acids)
Source: RefSeq, a predicted model, not a curated record
GCUUUGGGGUGGGGAGGGGGGAAGCUGCUGCUGCUGCUGCUGGUGGCAGCGUUUCCUCCUGCUGGAAGAUGAUGAAUACAUGAGAGAAGCUCUGAGCCUGCUCCUGUGCUGCGGGAGUGUCUCUCCUUCCCUCCCUCUUUCUGCUCCUGUGUGAGUGUUUGGCUCCCCGGCUGUAUCUGCGUGCUCACUGUGUAUAUAUAUCUGAGCUGGGAGGCGAUUGCCAGAUCCUCUCGGCAGCGCUGCUCUGUGCAGGAAGGGCUCGGCUGCAGUGGUAGCAUCAACAGCAGCGUUAGCAGCACCAACAGCUUUUAUCCGCCUUUCUCCCUUCCCGUCAGCUCCAGCUCCCUUUCCCUCCCUCCCCCCGUGUCGUUUUGGGGAUUGCUUUUUAAUUGUUUUCUCUUCUACAGUCCUUUGUAUUUGAUACUUUGUGAGGUUUGUUUGUGUUUGUUAUUUUUUGUUUCCUUUUCAGGUUUUGUUUUGGUUUGUAGGGGAAUUUUUUGGGGGGUUCGGGGUUUUUUUUGGCUUUUGUGGGUUUUUGGUUUUUUUAGCCCCCAUUCCUCUGAGAAGAAGCACAGACAUACACGCAAACACAGAGAGAAAAGUACCGGGACUUAUAUUGCUGCUGCAAGCCCACAGACAGCAGACGAAGAGGGGGGCUGGCUUCUACCCCAAGGUAAAGCCCUGCCCCUUUUACCUCCUCGCCACCACCUCCUCCAAGAAAGAGAAGAGGAGAGAGAGAGAAGGGGCCGAAGUGGAGAAAAGCAGGUCUUCUGCGGCUGGCAUUUGGAGUACAGGGAGCCAGGAAGUGAAGGAUGGUUGUGGUUACCCGAGCUGGCUGCAGGGCAGCUCUGUUCCUCUGGAUUUUCAGCAGCAUCAGCUGCAGAGCCAGGACUGCUCUACCUGCAUCUCAAAAGUGUGAUGAACCUCUCAUCUCAGCAUUAUCCCACUCUUCCUUCAGCAGUUCAUCAUCCAUGGCAAGCAGCUAUGUGCCAGGGUAUGCCAAGUUAAACAAGAGAGGAGGUGCAGGAGGUUGGUCUCCAUCAGACAGUGAUCACUACCAGUGGCUGCAGGUGGAUUUUGGGAGCAGGAAGCAGAUUAGUGCGAUUGCAACUCAAGGCAGAUACAGCAGUUCUGACUGGGUCACCCAGUAUCGGAUGCUCUACAGUGACACAGGGAGAAACUGGAAACCAUACCACCAAGAUGGAAAUAUCUGGGCGUUUCCUGGAAAUACAAACUCUGACAGUGUGGUCCGGCAUGAUUUACAGCAUGCAGUUAUUGCUCGCUACGUACGCGUAGUUCCUUUGGACUGGAACGGAGAGGGACACAUUGGCUUAAGAAUUGAAGUCUACGGCUGCUCCUAUUGGGCUGAUGUUAUCAAUUUUGAUGGCCACGUCGUGUUACCAUACAGAUUCAGGAACAAGAAAAUGAAAACACUGAAAGAUGUCAUCUCUCUGAAAUUUAAGACCUCUGAAAGUGAAGGUGUAAUCUUCCAUGGAGAAGGACAGCAAGGAGACUAUAUCACCUUGGAACUGAAGAAAGCCAAACUUGUUCUAAAUUUAAAUUUAGGCAGCAACCAGCUUGGCUCCAUAUACGGUCACACUUCUGUGAUGACAGGCAGCCUCUUGGACGAUCACCACUGGCACUCCAUCCUCAUAGAGCGCCACGGGAGAAACAUCAAUCUCACCCUGGACAGACACAUGCAGCACUUCAGAACCAAUGGAGAAUUUGAUUACCUGGACCUGGAUUAUGAGAUUACCUUUGGAGGCAUGCCUUUUUCUGGAAAGCCAAGUUCUAACAGUAGGAAGAAUUUCAAAGGCUGCAUGGAGAGCAUCAACUACAAUGGCAAUAAUAUCACUGACCUUGCCAAGAGGAAGAAAUUGGAACCUUCUAAUGUGGGAAAUCUAAGUUUUUCUUGUGUGGAGCCACAUACAGUGCCUGUCUUUUUCAAUGCCACCAGUUACCUUGAAGUUCCUGGUCGACCGAGCCAGGAUCUGUUCUCAGUCAGUUUCCUGUUCCGCACUUGGAACCCCAAUGGACUUCUUGUCUUCAGCAACUUUGCAGAUGACCUGGGGAAUGUUGAGAUUGACAUAAAUGAGGGCAAAGUCAGUGUCCACAUCAAUGUCACCCAAGUGAAGAAGAACCGAAUAGACAUCUCAUCAGGCUCUGGUCUCAAUGAUGGGCAGUGGCAUGAAGUCCGGUUCUUAGCUAAGGAAAAUUUUGCUGUCCUCACUAUUGACGGUGAUGAAGCUUCAGCUGUUCGAACAAACAGUCCUCUGCAAGUGAAGACUGGAGAGAGAUAUUUCUUUGGAGGACUGCCUGUACAGAUGAACGACUCAGAGCACUCCCUGUCUCAGCAUUCGUUUCAAGGAUGCAUGCAGUUUAUUCACGUGGAUGAUCAGCUGGUGGAUCUGCAUGCAAUGGAGCAAGGCCAGCUGAGAAGCUUUGCCAACGUCACCAUUGACAUGUGUGCCAUUAUUGACAGGUGUGUGCCCAAUCACUGUGAACAUGGUGGCAAAUGCACCCAGACGUGGGACAGCUUCAGGUGCAAUUGUGAUGGAACUGGAUACAGUGGUGCCACUUGCCAUAACUCUAUUUAUGAACUCUCUUGCGAAGCCUACAAACACUUGGGCAAAACUUCAAAUUACUACUGGAUAGAUCCAGAUGGCAGUGGGGCUCUGGGACCUUUGAAAGUUUACUGCAACAUGACAGAGGAUAAAGUAUGGACAACUGUGUACCAUGACCUACAAAUGCAGACUUCUGUGGGAGGCAGCAGCCCAGAGAAGAUGUCUGUGCUGCAGCUCAACUACAGCGCCACGAUGGACCAGAUCUCUGCCAUCACCAGUAGUGCUGAGUACUGCGAGCAGUUUAUCUCCUACUCGUGCAAGAUGUCCCGGCUGCUGAACACACCAGAAGGAAAUCCCUAUACCUGGUGGGUUGGAAAAGCCAAUGAGAAGCACUACUAUUGGGGCGGAUCGGGACCUGGCAUUCAAAAAUGUGCCUGCGGCAUCGAACGCAACUGUACUGACCCCAAGUACUACUGCAACUGCGAUGCUGACUAUAAGCAAUGGAGAAAAGACACUGGGAUGUUGUCAUACAAAGAGCACCUGCCAGUGAGUCAGGUAGUGGUUGGAGACGUCGACCGGCCUGGAUCGGAAGCCAAGAUAUCUGUGGGUCCUGUGCGCUGCCAAGGAGAUCGAAAUUACUGGAAUGCAGCUUCUUUUGUUACUUCAUCAUCCUACCUUCACUUCUCCACCUUCCAAGGGGAAACCAGUGCAGACAUCUCCUUCUAUUUCAAGACGUCGGCCUCUGAUGGCGUGUUUCUUGAGAACCUGGGGAACACUGACUUCAUCAAACUGGAGCUGAAAUCUGCUGUGGAGGUUUCCUUUUCGUUUGACGUUGGAAAUGGGCCUGUGGAAAUCGUCGUUAGAUCUCCCAGCCAGCUGAAUGAUGACCAGUGGCACCGAGUCAACGCCGAGAGGAACGUCAAACAGGCCAGCCUGCAGGUAGACCAGUUACCCGUGGAGAUCCAGAAAGCACCCACCGAAGGACACACGCGCCUCGAGCUGUACAGCCAGCUCUAUGUUGGUGCUGCAGGAGGCCAGCGAGGGUUCCUGGGUUGCAUUCGUUCGCUGAGGAUGAAUGGGGUGACGCUGGACCUGGAAGAGAGAGCCAAAGUGACGCCCGGGGUGAAGCCUGGCUGCUCUGGCCACUGCACGAGCUACGGCAUGUACUGCGCCAACGGCGGCAAGUGCGUCGAGAAGUACAACGGCUACUCCUGCGACUGCUCCGCAACUGCCUACGACGGACCCUUCUGCAUCAAAGAUGUUGGAGCAUUUUUCGAAGAGGGAAUGUGGCUUCGUUACAACUUCCACUCCCCAGGGACUAGCAUGAAGGAUUUGGUCAGCCGAACACUCUUGAGUUCUUCAGAUGCUGAGAUCACUGUGCCUGACCUCAACUUGAAUAAAGAAGAGCUCAGCUUCAGCUUCAGUACCACCAAGUCCCCCUGUGUCUUACUGUAUGUCAGCUCCUACACCCCAGACUUCAUGGCUGUACUCGUCAAGCCAUCUGGCAGCCUGCAAAUUCGGUACAGCCUAGGAGGCACCAAAGAGCCAUACAACAUCGACGUCGACCACAGAAACAUGGCCAAUGGACAGCCCCAUACUGUAAACGUCACGCGGGACGGUCGGGACAUCGUGCUGCAGCUUGAUCACUAUCCUCCAACAAGUUACAGCCUGCCAGCAGCCUCUGACAUUCAGUUCAAUUCCCCAAAGGCUCUGUUCCUAGGAAAAGUUAUAGAAAUUGGGAAGAUUGACCAAGAUAUAUAUAAAUACAACACCCCAGGAUUCACUGGCUGCCUAUCCAGAGUGCAGUUCAACCAAAUUGCUCCGCUCAAAGCAGCUCUGAGACCUACCAACGCCUCCUCUCACGUCCACAUCCAAGGAGAACUGGUGGAAUCCAACUGUGGAGCAUCUCCACUCACCAUCCCACCAAUGUCGGCUGCCACGGACCCAUGGCACUUAGACUCAGCCAGUGCUGAUUUCCCGUACAACGGCCAAGCUAUAGGAGAUGGAGUGAACAGAAACUCUGCCAUUAUUGGAGGUGUCAUCGCCGUGGUGAUCUUCACCAUCCUCUGCACCUUGGUGUUCCUGAUCCGCUACAUGUUCCGUCACAAGGGAACCUACCACACCAACGAGGCCAAAGGGGCAGAGUCAGCCGAGAGCGCCGACGCCGCCAUCAUGAACAAUGAUCCCAACUUCACGGAGACCAUCGACGAGAGCAAAAAGGAAUGGCUUAUCUAAGCCCAGAGGGACGGGGCCUGGGGUGGGGUAUGAGCUGGGCCAGGGUGGGACUGGGCUGACUCUUGCAGUGGGGAGAGAACACUCUGCGUCGGACACUCGAGCACACCUACGGUACAAAGAUCAGCACAACGCGAGGAGCGAGCGACAGGAAAACACCACCGAGACUGGAGGAGGAAAAACUAACCAGAAUAUCUCAAGCAUUAAAACACACCCAACAACUCACUUUUUAAUAUUCAUUUGCAGCAGUUUGCCCCUUCCACAUCCCAACAACCAAGAGCAGUUUGGCAGCUUCAGCCUUGGUUAAGAUUUUCAGUCAUAGCUGUCUGUUUCUGUGUGUGUUUAGAGCUGUUCCGGGUAGCUGCGACAAGGCACGGGGCUGGUUUCUUCUCUUUUCUAUGAGCUAUUUCAAGUGUGGGUAACUCUGUCCUGACAACAAGUAGCAGACCUUUCGUCCCACACUUGGGUUCCUUUAUGGCUGGUCACUUCUCCACAGGCUGUCCUCAGCUUUGACCCUAUCACCAUCGGCUUUGGUGGCAUCAAAGUGGGGACUCAGGGCUGGGGGUGGGACGGGAGGGUGAGGAUCAAUGCAAAUCUGACUCAGCAGUUUUUCUGUGUGUCAUCAGCCCAUGCCCACCCUGGCAGGAUCCAUCUUCUUGACCCAGGCACUUUGUGGAUUAUGUACAACUCUCAUCAGCAAUGUCAAAUUACUGUUAUUACCACUACUGCUACUACUGCUACCAGAGGGGAAAGCACAGGAAGCUUUGGAGGGUUUUUUAAUCAUUAUUAGUAGUAUUUUUGUUAGUCUCUGUGGAGGGAUGAUGCUGUGUGAGUCUCUAGACCUGGUCUGUUCCUGUGUCUUUGGCUGUGGCACUGGUAACCUGAGGCAUGUGCUAGUUUAAACUCAGCUCUGCCUGUGGCAUUUUGAGCAACCUGCUCUAGCAGGAGGUGUCCUGCCCAUGGCAGGGGGUUGGAAAGAGAUGAUCUUUAAGGCCCUUUCCAACCCAAACCAUCCUUAUAAUUUUAUGAUUCUAUGUUUUUUGCAUAUACUGUACUUAGGCAUAAACAUCCUAGCAGGGAAUUACAGCCAGACUUUGCUUCUGUUUCUUUUUUAAUAGGCUGUUGCAGAAAUAUUAGUACAGCUCUAGUCAAUGUGUUUGAACCCACAGGCUUCACUUUUGCCCCAACUCUAGCACAGCAACUUCUUCUUUAAACCCUUUUUUUUCUCCAGUCCCUUUGCAAGGAAUGACUCUGCUGGCAGCAUUCCCACAGGCAGGAAGGUGAAGUGAAGGGGGCUGGGAAACUCUGCCCAAGGAGCACUUCUCAACGCACAGAAGUAUCUGAGCUACUUUUCUGGGGUUGUAAGGCAUUUUUAAGAAGAGCAAGGUCAAUGCCAAGUGCAGCACCAUGCCCCACGUCCCCUCUCAGACCAGGGAAGCCACAGGUUCACCCAAGAAGCAGGCAGGCAGCCUGUAGGAAAGGCGAAAGGACAACUUAAAGCCCUAAUAUCCUUUGAAUGCAAUAACAGAGCUUAGCUUUCCUUCUGUAGAGGAGUGUGGCCCUCCAGUGGUCUGAUUGGAAAGGAAUUUAAGGCCUUGAUGGGCAGGUCUUGCAGUGGAACAGAAUGAAGGAACAAAUGUACUGCAGGGCAUUUGCUACCUGCUAAAAGAAACAACCCUGAGAAUUUCCCAUUAAAGGUAUUUAUGUUUGU